UCCAAUUUCACGCGAUGGAUAAUUGUGAAAGAUUGAUUCUUGACAGUACGAUCUUGUUGGACUGAAUACUUCCGAUGAUAAUAUCUUUGCGCAACAGUUUUAUGGAUAUCACUUUGUCAUGUUAGCUUUAUUUAACAGCUACCUACUCCAGGUUCGAGAGAUAUUUUUUAUUAAGUCAGAAUCAUCCAAACCUCUGACAGUUACAGUCGAUUAGCAAAUCAGUAGAAGUUGAGCUUAGGAUUAAUUGGUACUACUUGAAAUAAAAUUGAUUUUCAAACCUGAAUGGAAGCAAUACUUCUAAGAAAAGACCGUCACUUAAAGCACCUUAGUAACAGUAACUUUAUCAGUGUUUCGUGGCUUAUUGCAGAUUUUGUCCAGCGAAAAUUAGUUUCAAGUCAGGUUCAAGUACCAGCAUACCUUGUGGCAUCUUGCAACUUUAUAGGAAAAUGAAGGUAAUUACAUAAAUAUAUUCAAGCAAACUAUGUCAUCAGGCUUGUGAUAGACUUUACUAUCUCCAAUAAAAUUGUAUGAUUCUCGCUCAUUUUCAGCUUUUCACUGCAGCCAUCGUUAUAAUAGGCCUGGUAUCAUCAAGUGCCACUGAUCCAUUAGUAGGAGCUAAAGCUGUCAAAGGAAUUGCUAAACAGACUGCAGGUGUGGCAGGUCUCGCCGAAACCAACGAAUUUGCAGACGAAGCAGCAAUCGCGGAGCUUUGGGAUGCAGUUAACACUGUCAUCAUCAGCAUAUUUGCCACUAUCGAAAAAUUCACGGGACUGGAUCAUGCAUUCUCCCAGCUUCUUAGUGCGAUCAUUCUGGCUACGUUAACGACACCGCUGCUGAAACUCAACGCUUUAACUAAUCCGGGACUCUUCAUCCAGAAAGUUGGGCCAAUCACUAAUGCGAUCUUACUUACUCUUGGAUUGAUCCCAAUCGUCGGUGGGCUUGGAGCACUGCAGGCUCUCGGAUACUAUCUUGGCCAGGGAUUCCUCAACCUCAUCCCUCCUCAACCUUACUAUUAGCCUGAUUUUGUUUUCAGUUAUGUAAAUAUAUAAUGAGCAUAAAUCACAAUUACAGGUUCUUAUUUAUAUAAAACAAUGAAGGUACCAUUUCA
Molecule: messenger RNA, 1108 nt
Organism: Acanthoscelides obtectus
Lineage: Eukaryota; Metazoa; Arthropoda; Insecta; Coleoptera; Chrysomelidae
Source: the annotation of a GenBank genome assembly